This is a messenger RNA of Hibiscus syriacus, 822 nucleotides long. RefSeq names its product UDP-glycosyltransferase 79B6-like. Lineage: Eukaryota; Viridiplantae; Streptophyta; Magnoliopsida; Malvales; Malvaceae. The record is from RefSeq and is a predicted model, not a curated record. The coding region runs from base 1 to 822 and encodes 273 amino acids. The transcript is spliced from 3 exons.
AUGGGGAUGGGGAGUGCGUUUAGCCCUAAGGAAAUAACCAAGGAAAUGACGGUAGAAGAGGCGCUUAGCCCUUCUUCCACUGUGAGAUUCAAAGCUGAAGAGCUUCCUUUAUUGUCGUUUGUCACUGAGGAUUUCGGGAGUGGACUGUCAUGUGGAGAACGGAUGAGGACUUACCGUGAACUCGAGGGACAAUUUCUUGACUACAUCACUCAAGAAUCUGGGAAGCCUGUCUUGUUAUCGGGGCCUUGUUUGCCUGAAACAAAGAUCCAACGAUUCGAUGAGAAAUGGGUUUGUUGGCUAAGCCAGUUCGAGCUAGGGUCUGUGGUGUUUUGCGCAUUCGGAAGCAAGAGUGAGUUGCAGAGAGAUGAGUUCCAGGAGUUGGUUCUGGGGUUCGAGUCAUGUGGGCUGCCGUUUUUGGUAGCUUUAAAGCCACCCAAAGGAUGCUCGACUGUUGAAGCAGCACUUCCUGAGGGGUUUGUAGAGAGGGUUGAAGGAAGAGGGUUGGUUCAUGGUUAUUGGGUUCCACAACAGCUGUUGUUGCACCACCCUAACAUCGGGUGUUUCGUCAACCACUAUCAAAUCCUGAACAAAAGGUGGACGGUGAAUGAACUCAAGAUCGGUGGUGAAGUUGAGAGAGGUAAAAACAGACGGGUCUCAAAGGAGUCAUUGAAUGAAGCCAUCAAGUUGGUAAUGGACAAGGACAAUGAAUCUGCUAAGAUGUUGAGGGCAAACCAUGUCAAGCUUACGCAAACACUUUGUAGCAGUUAUCUUCAUGAAGAAUAUAUCAACAAUUUCAUUCAAGCUCUGCAUCAUCUUGUCUAA